Molecule: messenger RNA, 3119 nt
Organism: Haplochromis burtoni (Burton's mouthbrooder)
Lineage: Eukaryota; Metazoa; Chordata; Actinopteri; Cichliformes; Cichlidae
Exons: 5
Coding region: 11-1735 (574 amino acids)
Molecular function (GO): GTP binding
Source: RefSeq, a predicted model, not a curated record
AGUGAGGGCCAUGCAGGAAGCAUGUGACAGGCUUCUCCAAGGGAUAGAUACACCUGAUGAAGAUACAGCAAGAGGAGCCACUGCCAGAGCUCCUGGAGGCAGAGUCCACAUGGAGGUUAUUCAGGGAUCGAUCGAGAGCCAACAGGUGGAUGCUUUGGUGUCUCCUAUGGUUGGUCAUGAUCCUCUCUCUACCCGUGUUGGAAAUGCUUUGUUUGAAGUAGCUGGACCACAGCUGACCACAAGGUUUAGAAAGGAAGCAGAAGAUGAAACAAUGCCUGGUGACUCAGUACUGCUGGAGGGCUUACCUGGACUUCAGUCUAAUGCAGUCUUCUUCCUCAAUCUUGUUCCCUGGGAUGGUGACCCAGACGGAGUUGCAGUCCAGGUUCUUCGAAUGGGCAUCAACACAAUCCUAUCUUCUUGUGAGAAGAAAGGAUUCAGAUCUGUCGCUCUUCCCGUCCUCGGUGCUGGGAUGGCCCUGCAGUUCCCUGUCAGUGAGGUGGUGAGGGCUUUAAAGAAGGAAGUUCAUGUAUUUGAAGAGGAACGAGCGGGCAUCACACCACUCCUGAUCCGCAUUGUCAUUCACCUCGAUGACGAGUCAGAUCAGACAUUUGGCUCAGUCCAAAAAAACAAAUUCACUGAAGGUGUUCACCAUAAAGACCAAGAUCAAGAGUCAACAACAAUGAGGUUGGUCCUGCUGGGAAAAACUGGAUCUGGGAAAAGUCACUUGGGUAACAACAUUCUUGGAGAGGAGCUGUUUGCCACUUAUGACUCUCCAAACUCUGGGACAAUGAAAUGCCAAACAGAAACCAAAACAGUCAGUGGAAGAAGCAUCACUCUGAUCGACACCCCUGGUUUCUUUGACACAGGAAGGUCUGAGGAAGAUCUGAAGCCUGAGAUAAUGAGUUGUAUGACAGAGUGUGCUCCUGGGCCUCAUGCUUUUCUCAUUGUGCUUCGAGUGGAUAAAUUCACAGAGCACGAGCAGGCUGUCGUCACUAAGAUACAUCAGUCUUUCUCAGAUGAAGCUCUAAAAUAUGCUGUAGUUGUUUUCACUCACGGUGAUCAGCUCAAGAAAAAGAUGAAAAUUGAAGAUUUUGUCAGUCAGAACAAAAAUCUGAGUGAUCUGGUGUCAAAGUGUGGUGGUCGGUGCCACGUCUUUGAUAACAAACACUGGAACAACAACCAGCCAAAUAACUACAGGAGCAACCAGUUCCAGGUGGAGGAGUUGCUGAAAACAAUAGAAAAAGUCGUGGUGGAAAAAAACGGAGGCUACUACACAAAUAAAAUGCUGCAACAUGUGGAGACGGCAAUACAAGAACAGGUAGAGCAUAUUAGACACUCAAUGCCAGAUAAAACCCCAGAAGAGAUCAGAAAGCAGGCUAAAACUAGUGUGUUUAAGAGGUUUGUGAUCCAAACGACAGGGAUUGCAACAGGAGCUUUGCUCGGUGCUUUAUUUGGUGUAGUAACAUUGUGUGAAUUUGCUGUGAAAUCUGUGAAGAACUCACAACUGAUGAGUGUCACAAAAAUGUUAGCAUGUGUGCCUGCUGCUGCAACAGUAGGAAAAACAGCACUAGUAGCUGCUGGGACAGUAGGUUUGGCAGCAGCAGCAGCAGGAGGUGUAAUGGGAGGCAUCACUGGAAAUGAAGCCGCUAAGGAUGCAGAGUCACCUUUAGAAGCUGUACAGAAAACAUAUAAGGCUGUCCAAGGAAAAAGAAAAGCUUUUAUUGAAUUUUCGUAAGAUUUUCUUAAUAAGCAGAUAUUUAUGUGAACAUUUGAUUAUUUUAUUACCUCUUGAUAAUGUUACAUUACAUAUAAUAGUUACAUAUUUAGGAGGCAGUACAUAAAUUUGUUUUUAUUUGGAGGUUUUUGGGACUAUUAAAGGUUUAUUCAGCGGUUUCCGUCUUUUAGGCGCCUAUUUUUUUUUCUUCGCUUACUUUGCCUUGGGCAACUGUGUCAAAAUUUUUCAUACAGUUGGGAAUAAGGGAAACUGUGUAAGUUCGAGGAAGUACACACCAGACAGGCUAUUUGUUAUUUCAUGUAAAUAUAGGUGAGGCCAAGCACACACCUAUAUUAGUCAUAAUUUAAGUGUAAUAACAUCCCACUAGGUGUGGCAUGGAAAACGGUUAGAGCUUUACCCUUAGUAUUAUUGCUGUGGCUCAAGCAAUGGAAGCUUUAUAACGUUCACUGUCACAAAUGAGAUAUUCAGAGUUCCAUUUUAUAGAAAAGUGUCCCCAGUACUGUUCUGAAUUUAUCAUUAACAGCAUGUGCAGUUGUUUGGUCAUAUGGCCCAUAUUUCAAUUCAAUUUUUAGUCUCAUUUAUAUAGUACCAAAUCACAAUAACCGUGUCCUCAAAAUCCUUUGAAAAGUAAAGAUCAGACAAUAGCACAGAGAAAACCCCAACUAUCAAAUGAACCUCUAUAACAGGGGUGGGGGAACUAAACCCAGGGUGAUAUCCUUCAGUAUGAGAGAGCUGUGACUGAGCGUUCAUGGGGCUCAUCUGGAUUUCUAUCUGCAUCUCAAGUUAUCUCAUGUUACAUACAAAACAAAGCACCGUCUGAUAACCCAUUUCUACAUAAAUGUGUAAUUGCUGUUUCCAAAGAGAGGAACAGCUGCAAAAAUCAUCCCAAAACCUUCCAUACACUUUCUUACUUAGACUACAAAGUCACAUUGUCAAGUUUAAGAUGGCCUGAAUAAUGGCCUCUCUCUCUCUCCCUCCCUUAGAGUAAUGAUAAAAUUUAUGUUUAAUCGUGGCUCUAAGAUAUGCUUACAAUACCUAAUUCAAAGCUAAUAAUUAUAUCUAAUGAUGGCCCACUUAAAGCUGACGCUCCAGCACGUGUGUCAAAAACCACACUGCUUCAGAAGCACUGUGUCAAGGUUUGAUUUGUUUGGCCAGAGUCAUGUGAUCAGUGACAUUUAGAACCUAUAGCUGAUUCGAUGGUUUAUAAGGAAGUGGAUCAUUCGCGGGAUUUGUGGAGUGCUUUCAUAGUGAGUGACAACAAACCACUGACCAUUCUAUUGAGCGAUACUGAGCCAGCAAGGAAGAGGGGAGGUUCUGUUGUGUGGGAGAAUUUUGAGUUGAUUUUCCUCAAUCGGGUGGGUUUGCCAGCUUUCUAUUCUUGUUG